CCCAAAAACAAAGUCUCGCGUGAAUGGGUCGUACGAGAUUACAGAGUGGGGAGGGCUGCAUGGAGAGCUGGAGAGACAAAACAAAAGCCACACAUUUCAACCGACAGGCGCUGGUCGCUUUUUAUUUUUUUUGAUCCACCAAAGCAAACGUGAUUCUUAAUUCGUAUCUAUUACUGGUCAGCAGCAAUAUACUCAAAAAGUUUCUAUCAUGCCCAGUAGCACGUCUUUGCUGGAGGCCGACGAGGGAGAGUCCGAGGUCCCGCCGCCGCUAGUGCACGCUUUCGCCGGUAUGGGCCUCGAGGAGCACCACGGCACCCAGAGCCAGACCCCCGAACAACCAGAUGAGACUCUCUCCUUCCACCACCACCAACAGCUCCCCACCGUGUCCCAUUUCAACCUCCUCGGUACCGUCCUCGACCUGAAGCCCCUGCCCAUGCAUCGGCCGCCCUCGGGAGAUGAAGUGAACACAGCGCCCGAGGACGGAGAGCUAGACUUGGUAGCCACCGCCGAUUCGGGUUGCAACGCUGGUUCAUAUCUAGCGCAGGCCCACCGCCCCCAACAUCUUACAUCGGGGCCGGGUAGCUCCAUGAUGUCGUCCGGGAUGGAACCACAGCACGUGGAGACGGUUUUGUUGUACAACGGAGACGAGCGGGAUGAUACCAGAGUCGGCACCCUGCCACCGGCUAGCAUGCUGCCGUCCGGCGGCUACGGGGAACCGGGCUAUGAGGCCGAAUCCUCGCUGCUAGCACGGAGAAAGAGCGUCAACACGACCGAGUGUGUGGCCGUGCCGAGCUCUGAGCACGUCGCAGAGAUCGUGGGAAGGCAGGGCUGUAAGAUUAAGGCACUAAGAGCCAAGACCAACACCUACAUUAAGACACCAGUGAGGGGAGAGCAGCCUGUCUUUGUUGUGACUGGACGCAAAGAAGAUGUGGCCAUGGCAAAGAGGGAGAUCCUGUCUGCAGCUGAGCAUUUCUCCCUAAUCAGAGCCUCUCGGAACAAGACUGGUACUCUGUCUGCCGUGACUGGUCCUGGGACCCCUUCUCUUCCUGGACAGACAACCAUUCAGGUGCGGGUACCAUAUCGUGUUGUAGGGCUGGUUGUGGGUCCCAAAGGUGCAACGAUUAAGCGUAUUCAGCAGCAGACCCACACCUACAUUGUGACACCGAGUCGUGACAAAGAGCCGGUGUUUGAGGUCACCGGGAUGCCUGAGAACGUGGACCGUGCAAGGGAUGAGAUUGAGGCGCACAUCGCCCUGCGCACAGGAACCUGUGGGGGCAUUGAGGCUCCUGGUGCAGACAAUAAUGACUUUCAAUUCAACGGGACUGACGUCAGCUUUGAGACCUCUGCUACACUAGCUGGGUUGGGCGAGGCUGGAUGGCUCCAUGCUGGUGCAUCAUCACCAGGUGGUGGUGGUGGUGGUGGUGGUGCUGGUGGUGGUGGUGGUGGUGGUGGUGCUGGUGCAGGUGGUGGUGGUGGUGGUGGUGGUGGUGGUGGUGGUGGUGGUGGUGGUGUGGUACCACUGAGCGCCAAUGGUACUCCACGAGUCAAUAGCAAUAUUAACAGCAGUGUCAGAAUGUCUUCCACCUACCGCAACGACAGCUCCAGUUCCCUGGGCAGUGGCUCCAGCUCAGCUGAUUCUUUCUACGGCAGCGGGAAUGCUAACCGAAUGGCUGAUUUUAGCCCGACCUGUCCGUAUAAUGCCAAUGCUAAUAACAACAACAACAGUAAUGGCAGUGCCAGUUUCUGGUUUGGCGAGAGCCUCCUUCCUGUGGGGUCUGAGGAGCUUGUCAGCCUGGGAGGUGGAGGCUCCUCCUCAGGAUUUGACCCACUAACCAUCUCCACUGCCCAGGUGUCACAGCCACCAACACAGCCACAGAUCUGGAGCCCCUAUGUGGACCAACAGCCCCCCCAGGCCUUUGAUGCCCGUCAGUCUCAGACGAGUCAGCCUGGGACACCCCGGCUCUCUCCAACCUUCUCUGGAACAGAAGCCUUGGAGCACCCUCAGGCACAGCGUGUUCACCGGGGGGCUUUCGGCUUGGCAGGGACCCUAGACGCCCAGAGGUUCCCCUCCUACAGCUCGGCCUUCUCCUCAUCCAGUGAAAGCACCACCUCCUCAUCCUCCCCUCCUGAAUCCUCCCUUUCUUAUCGACCGGGGCUGGGAUCAGUAGGGAGAGCACAGGAAGUGUGUAUCCACUGUAUGGAUAACCAGGUGGUGGCCGCCCUGGUUCCCUGUGGCCACAACCUCUUCUGUCUUGAUUGUGCCACCCACAUAUGCCAGGGUCCAGAUGCUGUUUGCCCUGUGUGUCUGUUCCCGGUCACGCAGGCCAUUCAGCUCCGCAACAUGUGAGUUUAAUCCAUUUAACUCCAGCGGCUGAUGUGGGAUCAGCCACCCAAACACUUCCAACUCAUAAAUCGUAUGGGGGUAUUUACAAAACUGAACCCAUAUCAUUGUCUAAGUGUUUCCUUGCCCCAGGUUUGUCCAAGUAGGCGUUUGGUUGACAAGGUGGGGAAGAAUAAGUGAAUAAGGAAUGACGUGUUUAGGGCAUGGGUUACGGUCUUCAGCCCGUUCAUGUGCCUGUUAUUGUGAAGUCUUCUUCCUUGAUUGAUUGGUUGAUCAAUGGGAGGGUUAGAAACCCUCUGUGUAGCAUGGGGGGGUGGGGGUGGGUGGAUAUAAAUAUAUUUUUUUGCUCAUCAUGAUUAUUGAUUGACACUUUCUCCCCAAAACAUCUAGUUAUAAAUGUUUGCCUACCUAUAUUUUAUAAAAAAUUUAAAUGAAUUUUGAAUUUUAUUAGAUACAUAAUGUUGGCUUUUAUGCUAGUAAUUUUUUGUUUGCAUCUCAAAAGUUUCUAUCCAUUUUUAAAAAAAAUUUGCUGCUAGAUAUGGUUUUAUUGUUUUUAAAUAUGGCCCAGCCCUUUGCCUUUUGGUAACCGUGCUCACUGAAACUUUGACGAAGAGAAGAACAUGUUUACAUAUAGUUAGUCCCUUCUAUGAAUAUGUAUAAAUGAAUAGUAUUCUCCUGGUUAGGAAUUUCAAUGCCUACUCAAGUUAAUUGGAUAUAACUAAAAUAAGCCACAUCAUCUGGCCAUUUUAUCCUAGAUCAUUUGCAUAAAUACUAUGAGGCUAGCUUAGUGUAUCUUUGCUCCUUUUAAACAAGAUCUGAUGUUUACAUCCUCCAGAUCAUAAAGCAGAAUAUUGUGUGUCACUGAUAUUAACAUUAUUUUGAUACACCUGCGAACACAUCCACAGAAAGCUGAACCAUAAAGUUGUGACACUCCAAUGGCAACCUCUUUUUGCCUCAAGUUUUUUUUAUUGUUUUUAUCCAGAUUCUAAGAGUGUAACCACUCUUUCUCAGAGUACCAGGAUGUUCUACUACUUCAGUAUUGCCACGUUGCUUUCCAUUUUUACUUAAAUUAAGUGUUUACGGUAAACUUGUGCCUAAUUCUGUUCAGAGUAAACAAAAAAAACUAGUUCAGCUGGCUUAAAGUUGCUCUGUCUUAAAACAAACGUGUGGCCUUUAUGAAAGCCUAUAAUUGAGUGACAGCACUAUCGACAAAUCCAGAAUUUAGCUCUAAAGAUCACAAGCUGACAGACUGACGUCUUAAUGUAUUUGUUCAAGAUCAGUCUUUUAAAUAUGUCUUUGUGGAUCAAAGGUGAUAUCACAGGGAUUUUUUUGCUUCCGUUAUUGCUGAGCCUUUCACAAGUAUUUACCAUCAUUAUUUUAUACUUAUGAGCGUCCAACUCCUCCAUUUAGUUGAUUUUUGUUUUGAAUUCUCUCCCAUUCUUUGCCCCCCCAUUAUUUUACAUCUGUGAUAUUCUUGUUUGGGAAACCGUUUUCUGGUUUUCAGCUAGAAAGAUAUGCACAGCUCCUAUAUUUGGUAACAUUCCUCCUUCCCUGUAUUGCAGACACUUUAGAAGGUAAGGCUGAUUAAAAGUUACACCUCAACCUGGGAGCCAAAAGAGCUGAAAUUCAUACUAUGAAAGACGGCUGGAACCUGGAACAAAAAGCUGUACUGUACAAGCGGCCAGCUGACUUAUCAAACAUCUCAAUAGUAUCCUUCAUUUCACUUGAAUGUUCUUCCACGUUGUACUGCUCCACCCUGUGGCCGUCAUAUCAAAGCCAUUUUUAUGUCUCUGUUGGGAAGCAGGGAAUAGAAUAACUCCAUUAUUUAAUCCCAUGUCUUGUCUACCAGGCCUAUGCAAAAACGGUCUCAGUCUGUUAACUACUCCAGGAAGCACUAGAUAGACUAAACUCCUCGGGUUUUAAUUGCAGAGCUCAAACAAUAUCGGUCUUAAAAUUGGAGACGGACAUAUUCCUUUUGCUUUUUCUCUACAUUUCUCUUUCUUACCUGCUUUGACGCAUCAAUAAGAAGUUUCCAUGGUACACACUUUGCUUUUCAUGUUCCAUCAUCUGAACUUGCUUUUGUCCUAAUCUUAUCACGUGCAUGACUAGAGGGGACUGCAGAACCUAAAGAUUUGAUCAGUCUCCCCUUGUGUCUGUUUCUCUACCUGGAAAUGUAAGAAAAGGGUACAAUUUGGUGGAAAUCAUCUCAAAAUGUUAGCUUUAAACACCAGUGUCUCUGGACUUUGUUUGACAGGAUUAAAUGAGUUGACAGGACAUUUUGAAGGGAAAGCAACUGGUUUGAUUUCAGCUUGGACUGUGCUGACACUACACAAGGUCAUACUGUUUCUUUACUGCAUGGACUUUGAACCCCGGUCCCUCCAGCAUUCCAGCUGUAAACAGUAUUUGGGAGUUUUUCCAUUGCUUAGCUCUGUUUCCUACAUUUUGGUUUGAGUUCUCUUGAGGAAAUGGAACCAAACAAGUCUCAGAAGUGCAAAAAAAACCCACACCUGCUUUUGCCCUCUCUGGUCCUCUCUCCGUCCUUUUGAUUUGACUUCUCUGCUCAAAGACGGUCGAUCUCUUUGCUCUCUUUCUAAGGAAAUGCAAUACGCUGUCGGCCCUCACUUUAUCGACAUGGAUCUAUAGACAUUUUUGUGUAUGUAUUAUUACUGUUAAUGACUGAUGAAUAUACAGAACUUAUUUUUAUUUUGUUACAUUUCAUAUAUAUACAUAAAUAUAUAUCUAUAUUAAAAUGUUUACAAUAAGAUUUCUAAUUUUUUUUUUACUUUACUCUGAGUGAAUGAAGAGUUGGACACCCAGAAAUGUUGCAGGAGGAAGUCAGUGCUAUCUGCUUGUAGUCUAGUUAUUAGUUUACAGUAUUGAUGAUAAUAGUAUUGAUAGCUGCCGUUUAACUUAGUGAAAAUGGAAUGUGCAUCACGAGCAUGUCUUCAUAAUGUAACGCCAAUGUAAAACGUCACACUGCAACUGUACAAAGGCCAAGGAUUCAAGCUGCCUGUCAUGUCUGUACGCCACCAAAUUAAGAACGGUAUACUGUAAAAUGUAUCUUAGAUUAUCUAUAUAUAAAUUCAUAUAUUGUUAAGCUGUACCAACAGUUCAAAGUAUUUGCUAAUUUUACUACAGUUUUGUUAUGUAUAUGUAGGGGGAGUCUUAUGGCAUAUAAAUUCUUCAAAUUGAGUCAGGAGUUUAAAAGCAGACUAUAUUUUAUAACGGCCUUUUAAGUUAUUGCGGCCAAAGCACUGAUAUUAUAUAUUUGCUGUAAAGAGAAUUUAAGAGUUUUAUUUUUCUGAUAUUAAAGUUACUUAAUAAAGACGGUUUCAUUUAAAGCCAUA
Molecule: messenger RNA, 5688 nt
Organism: Notolabrus celidotus (New Zealand spotty)
Lineage: Eukaryota; Metazoa; Chordata; Actinopteri; Labriformes; Labridae
Product: RNA-binding protein MEX3B-like
Exons: 5
Coding region: 209-2347 (712 amino acids)
Molecular function (GO): RNA binding
Source: RefSeq, a predicted model, not a curated record